GAAUGAACCAGGUGGGAAUUUUCUGGUUGCUCCACUACGGUGACUCGCUAGGCUCUGAAGACACAUCCAGAUUUUGAUUGUUAGUUUUCUGGGGCCAGUUUCCCACAACGGUUUACAGCACGGCUCACAGAGCCAAAAGUAGCAUAAAUAGCUACUGCUGUCAUUAGGGGACAGCUCACUUUUCAUGGGUCUUGCUUUUCCCAUCCAUAAAACGGAAAGAUGGGACUAGAUCUUACAGUACUUUCUCAAGUCUGACUUACGGUGACUGGGAAAGGAGACAUCGGCCCCAAACUAAUUAGAAACGGCGGGGUGGAGUCUACAAAUUCGCUCACUUGGUAUUCGCCGCAGGGAUGCUCUUCCACGUUUGUUUUAAGACGCCAUGGUGAGGACCGUCGUCCGAGUGCCAGCGACGGUUUAUCACCGUGACAAGAAAACCCAGAGCGGCCUCUCUACUAGCGCUACUCACACCGUGAAACUGUUCACCAGAGGACAGAUAACUAGGUCUCGAGAGUUAAGUCUCUGUGCAGUUUGCAGAGUACUUGCCUCCCCAUGUUCACAAAUCCGAGUAACUACAACCACAGAGCUGAUCGCACCACCUGGAAUCCUAGAGCGAACCGGAAGUGAGCGCAGCUCCCUCGGCCUGGCGGGAACGCGCCGGGGUCUGCGGCGGGGGUGCCGGGGAGCUGCGGCCUCGGCCCGGGAGUGUUGAUGUCGGCUCUCUUGUCCGGCUUGCCGCCGGAGGGUCUGAGCUUGUCGUAGGUGGAAGCUGCGGCUGAGAGAAGGGAGCGUCUGUGAGGCAACAGUCGGGCUUCCUCCGCAGACACCUCGUGGUUGGGGAGGAGCUCCUCUCCCUUUCUGCCCCGGCCUGGGCUACCAGGAGCUCCGGUUGCGGAGCGACCUUCUCUCUGGUCUCCUUGCCCCGCCUCGUAUACCCAGGCUUUAUUUAGGGCCAGAGUGUCCUUGAUAACCUCAGUUUUCUGUCUCGCAAGUAACCUGCUGCUCAAUUUGUGACCCUGCCGCUUUCUUGAGUGGUUUUGUGCUCACUAUUUCCGGUCUUGUCAGAGGAUGGCUACACUUGCAAUGGAAUUGCUCGAGGAACUGCCCUGUGUUGUCACGUAAACAAAUCCGUUUUAGCUGCAUCUGUGAUUUUUCUGUUAACACUAUUUUCUUAUAUCGAAAACUUUUCUGACCAAGGAUUGCGUGGGGACCUCAAGUAAAAUCACCCAUCUGCCUAGACCCCAAUUGGAGAGAGCGUUCCUCUGAGCUGUCCAAGCUCAGGAUGGCGGUAGCCUCCAGGGCCCUCCCAGCCUUAGUUGGCCAGGCUUCAGAGGAACAAGGGGAGAUUAUCAAAGUAAAGGUUAAAGAAGAAGACCAUAUUUGGGAUCAGGAAUCCUGCCUACAGAAGAAUUUGUCUCAUACCAGGGAACUCUCUCGACGGCGCUUCAGGCAGUUCUGCUAUCAGGAGACACCUGGACCCAGGGAGGCUCUGAGCCAACUGCGAGAACUCUGCAGUCAGUGGCUGAGCCCCGAGAUUCACACCAAGGAGCAGAUCCUGGAGCUGUUGGUGCUGGAGCAGUUCCUGACCAUCCUUCCUGAGGAGCUCCAGGCUUGGGUGCGGGAGCAUAAUCCUGAGAGUGGAGAGGAGGUGGUGACUGUGCUGGAAGAUUUGGAGAGAGAGCUUGAUGAACCUAGACAGCAGGUUCCACAGGGCACAUACGGGCAGGAAGUUCCUAUGGAAGAAAUGACUCCUCUGGAUACUGCAAAGGAGUCCUUAGGUACCCAGCUCCAGUCCAUGGACGACAGAAUGGAAUGUGAAUCUCCAGAGCCACACCCACUUCAAGAUAAUGGGUCAUUUUUAUGGCUUUCCAUGAUGUCUCAAAGCAUGGGUGAUGAUAACCUCAGUAGCUUAGAUACUAAUGAAGCAGAAAUUGAACCAGAAAACAUGAGAGAAAAGUUCUUCAGAAGCUUAGCAGUGUUACUGGAAAACAAAAGUAAUAAUACUAAGAUAUUUUCUAAAGCAAAGUACUGUCAAUUAAUAAGGGAAGUGAAAGAGGCUAAAGCUAAGGCAAAAAAGGAAUCAGUUGACUACCGUCGCUUGGCUAGAUUUGAUGUGAUCCUUGUACAAGGAAAUGAGAAGCUGAUUGAGGCUAUAAAUGGGGAAACAGAUAAAAUACGGUAUUAUUUACACAGUGAGGACUUAUUUGACAUUCUGCAUGAUACACAUCUCAGCAUUGGACAUGGCGGACGUACCCGCAUGGAAAAAGAGUUACAAGCAAAAUACAAGAACAUCACAAAAGAAGUUAUAAUGCUAUACUUGACACUCUGCAAACCAUGCCAGCAGAAAAAUUCAAAACUCAAGAAAGUUCUAACAUCAAAGCCAAUUAAGGAAGUUAAUUCAAGAUGCCAAGUGGAUCUUAUAGACAUGCAAUUGAAUCCUGAUGGGGAGUAUAAAUAUAUUAUGCAUUAUCAAGACCUUCGUACAAAGUUGAGUUUUUUGCGGUCAUUAAAAUCUAGAAGGCCUAAAGAAGUUGCACAUGCUCUUCUAGAUAUUUUUACAAUUAUUGGGGCACCCAGUGUCCUACAAUCUGACAAUGGGAGGGAAUUUUCAAGCCAGAUUGUCAGCGAACUCAGUAAUAUUUGGCCAGAAUUGAAAAUUGUCCAUGGGAAGCCUCAACCCUGCCAAAGCCAAAGUUCUGUGAAUCAAAUUAAUGAGGAUAUCCAAAAUAGGAUUAUCUCCUGGAUGCAAACUAACAAUUCAUCACACUGGGCUGAAUUUUUGUGGUUCAUUCAAAUGAUCCAAAAUCAACCCUAUCACAGAGGCAUGCAACAGACUCCAUAUGAAGGCACAUUUAGCUCUGAAGCUAAGCUUCAUUGUCAGUUAACUGAAGAACUUGUUGCCAGCCUGAACACAGAAAAUGAAUUAGAACAGGCUGACAAAGAAUUAGAAAAUACUCUAAGAGCCCAGUUUGAAGAAAAUAUUGAGACUGGAACAGAUAGUAGUGAUAUUGAAGAGAAUCUUUCUGUCACUCCUAAGGUGGCCCAUAAAACCCCUCCUGAAAGCAGACUAAAAUUUUUAUCCUGUGUAGUUUGUGAAAAAGAAUGCACUGGUGCUCAUAGUUGUAUAUCAUGUGAUAGAAAUGUCCAUGCCCUCUGUGGAGUGCGCUCUCAGCAUGAGACUGAGGGCUAUCGUCACAGAAGAACGUGUAGUCUUUGCUAUGAGACCACUACAAUGAAAAGGAAACAUGAUGGGAUUCAAACAAGUUUGACUGUUCAACCUUCCAAAAUGUUAAAGCCAUUAGAGCCACCGUUUUCAUCAGACAAAGUAGGAGACUGGAUGGCAAAACAAGCUUCACUGGACUUUUUUGUCAAGAAAAGACACACCUUUUCGGAAUACGGCAGUAGUGGUAAAAAAAAUGGUAACAAUGGAAGUCAUCUCAAAGAAGUGAAAACCAAAAGAGUUCAUACUAGUUUUACUCGAAAGUAUGAUCCCUCAUAUAUUGAGUUUGGUUUUGUAGCUGUAAUUGAUGGUGAAGUGCUAAAACCACAAUGUAUUAUUUGUGGAGAUGUACUGGCUAAUGAAGCAAUGAAACCGUCAAAACUUAAGCGGCAUUUAUAUUCAAAACAUAAAGAAAUAAGUUCACAACCAAAAGAAUUCUUUGAAAGAAAGAGUAGUGAAUUAAAAAGCCAACCAAAGCAAGUGUUCAAUGUUUCUCACAUAAACAUUAGUGCUUUGCGGGCUUCUUAUAAAGUAGCACUUCCGGUUGCUAAGUCUAAAACACCGUACACAAUUGCCGAGACACUAGUGAAAGACUGCAUCAAAGAAGUUUGCUUGGAAAUGUUGGGUGAAUCUGCAGCAAAGAAGGUAGCUCAAGUACCACUUUCCAAUGACACCAUAGCUCGACGUAUUCAGGAACUGGCUAAUGAUAUGGAAGACCAACUCAUAGAACAAAUAAAACUAGCAAAGUAUUUUUCAUUACAACUUGAUGAAUGCAGAGAUAUUGCUAACAUGAUAAUUCUUUUAGUAUAUGUGAGAUUUGAACAUGAUGAUGAUAUAAAGGAAGAAUUCUUUUUUUCAGCCUCUUUACCGACAAACACAACUAGCUCAGAACUAUAUGAAGCAAUAAAGAAUUAUGUUGUCAACAAAUGCGGUUUAGAAUUUAAGUUUUGUGUAGGAAUAUGUUCUGAUGGUGCAGCUUCAAUGACAGGAAAACAUUCAGAAGUGGUUACCCAGAUUAAGGAACUUGCGCCAGAAUGUAAAAUAACACAUUGCUUCAUUCAUCGAGAAAGUCUUGCUAUGAGAAAAAUAUCAGCUGAACUAAAUAGUGUGCUUACUGACAUAGUAAAAAUUGUGAAUUAUGUAAAAUCUAAUGCAUUAAAUUCAAGAUUGUUCUCUUUAUUAUGUGAUAAUAUGGAAACUGAUCAUAAGCAACUGUUAUUGCAUGCUGAGAUCCGGUGGUUAUCACGGGGAAAAGUUCUAUCAAGGAUGUUUGAAAUACGAAAUGAACUCUUAGUAUUUCUGCAAAGCAAGAAACCAGUUUGGUCCCAACUUUUCAAAGAUGUGAAUUGGAUAGCCAGACUUGCUUAUUUAUCUGAUAUCUUCAGUAUUUUUAAUGAUCUUAACGUUUCCAUGCAAGGAAAGAAUGCAACAUGUUUUUCAAUGGCAGAUAAGAUUGAAGGACAAAAACAAAAGUUAGCAGCUUGGAAAAAUAGAGUUUCUACAGAUUGUUAUGACAUGUUCCAUAAUUUAACAACAAUUAUCAAUGAAGUAGGUAAUGAUCUUGAUAUUACACAUCUGCGAAAAGUUAUCAACGAACACCUUACAAAUUUGUUAGAUUGUUUUGAAUUGUAUUUUCCAUCAAAAGAAGAUCCACGCAUAGGAAAUUCAUGGAUCCAAAAUCCAUUUCUUUCAUCAAAAGAUAAUUUAAAUUUAACUAUAACUCUACAGGAUAAGUUGUUGAAGCUGGCUACUGAUGAAGGAUUGAAAAUGAAUUUUGAAAAUACUGCAUCACUUGCUUCAUUUUGGGUAAAAGUUAAAAAUGAAUAUCCUGAGCUUGUUGAGAUUGCUUUAAAAACUCUCCUUCUAUUCCCCUCAACAUACCUCUGUGAGACUGGGUUCUCUACUUUAAGCGUUAUUAAAACAAAACAUAGAAACAGUUUAAAUAUACAUUAUCCGCUGAGAGUAGCAUUGUCAUCAAUCCAACCUAGAUUAGACAAAUUAACAAGCAAGAAACAAGCUCAUUUAUCACAUUAAAAACUUUAAAUGUUGAUAUAUAAGGUGUUCGCUCAGAGUAUGCAUAUAGGCAUUAUGGAAAUAUGAAAAAUUGUGAUUAAAAUAGCAAUUCUCUAUAUAAAUUGCCUAUAUGUAUACUUUCAGUUAAGAAAGUGUACAGUUUUUAUAAUUCUUUUUUCCUGUUAUAUUUGUUAUAUUUAUUAAGAUGUAAUUUUAAAACUGUUGGUACUAAUAUUAAAAAAUUUGGCCUUGUA
Messenger RNA from Diceros bicornis minor, 5484 nucleotides. RefSeq names its product SCAN domain containing 3 (gene SCAND3). Gene Ontology annotation, molecular function: nucleic acid binding. Gene Ontology annotation, biological process: DNA integration. The transcript has 4 exons. The coding region runs from base 1280 to 5251 and encodes 1323 amino acids. NCBI's taxonomy places the organism in Eukaryota, Metazoa, Chordata, Mammalia, Perissodactyla, Rhinocerotidae. The record is from RefSeq and is a predicted model, not a curated record.